Phacochoerus africanus (Common warthog) is the source of this 1106-nucleotide messenger RNA. RefSeq names its product tectorin beta (gene TECTB). Gene Ontology annotation, cellular component: cell surface. The coding region runs from base 80 to 1069 and encodes 329 amino acids. Lineage: Eukaryota; Metazoa; Chordata; Mammalia; Artiodactyla; Suidae. The transcript is spliced from 10 exons. The record is from RefSeq and is a predicted model, not a curated record.
AGGCACAGGCCCUGGCAGGACCCUGAACGUUUGGCCAGCUUGAUUGCACCACUUGGCAAAGACCACCUUCUGAGAAGCAAUGGUGAUGAGGGCCUUUGUCCUGUUGGCCGUCUUUGCAGAAGCCUCUGCGAGAUCUUGCACUCCAAACAAAGCAGAUGUCAUUCUCGUGUUCUGCUAUCCCAAAACCAUCAUCACCAAAAUCCCCGAGUGUCCCUACGGAUGGGAAGUGCAUCAGCUGGCGCUCGGUGGGCUGUGUUACAAUGGGGUCCACGAAGGAGGUUACUACCAAUUUGUAAUCCCAGAUUUGUCGCCUAAAAACAAGUCCUACUGUGGCACCCAGUCCGAGUACAAGCCCCCCAUCUACCACUUCUACAGCCACAUCGUUUCCAACGACAGCACCGUGAUCGUUAAGAACCAGCCCGUCAACUACUCCUUCUCUUGCACCUACCACUCCACCUACUUGGUGAACCAGGCUGCCUUCGACCAGAGAGUGGCCACUGUUCAUGUGAAGAACGGGAGCAUGGGCACAUUUGAAAGCCAAUUGUCUCUCAACUUCUACACUAAUGCCAAGUUCUCCACUAAGAAAGAAGCACCUUUUGUCCUGGAGACAUCAGAAAUUGGUUCAGAUCUGUUUGCCGGAGUAGAAGCUAAAGGGUUAAGCAUUAGGUUUAAAGUGGUUCUGAACAGCUGUUGGGCCACUCCGUCAGCUGAUUUCAUGUACCCCCUGCAGUGGCAGCUGAUCAACAAGGGGUGCCCCACGGAUGAAACAGUCCUCGUGCAUGAGAAUGGGAAAGACCACAGGGCCACCUUCCAAUUCAAUGCUUUCCGGUUCCAGAACAUCCCCAAGCUGUCCAAGGUGUGGUUACACUGUGAGACAUUCAUCUGCGACAGUGAGAAGCUCUCCUGCCCAGUGACUUGUGACAAAAGGAAACGCCUCCUCCGGGACCAGACCGGGGGCGUCCUGGUCGUGGAGCUCUCUCUCCGUAGCAGGGGAUCCUCCAGUCUCUGUAGCUUCUCAGAUGUUCUCUAUCACCUCAUCUUGAUGCUGGGGAUUUGUGCUGUGUUGUAAGGGAGAGCCAGGCAGGCAGCUGGAGCUCCUCCACCCA